Carassius auratus (goldfish) is the source of this 751-nucleotide messenger RNA. RefSeq names its product CCR4-NOT transcription complex subunit 4-like. Lineage: Eukaryota; Metazoa; Chordata; Actinopteri; Cypriniformes; Cyprinidae. Gene Ontology annotation, cellular component: CCR4-NOT complex. The coding region runs from base 272 to 676 and encodes 134 amino acids. The transcript is spliced from 3 exons. The record is from RefSeq and is a predicted model, not a curated record. Gene Ontology annotation, biological process: protein ubiquitination. Gene Ontology annotation, molecular function: ubiquitin-protein transferase activity.
ACGCGCCCCCACCUCACUAGUUUAAUGUAAGAUGGUGGUUAGGAGGCACUAACGCUCUACAGAGAGGCUAUAAGAAACAAGGCUUGGUGUUUUCGCAGCAAAUCACACAGGAGCAGGGACAAACCACCCGGGGAAAUUACAUUGUGACCUGUUUUGCUAAACCUGGGCUGCUCAGAUAGAUUUGAUUUGCUGUGAGUCUGAUACAGAUAGACAGGCUCUGCAUCUACACUGUGAGAACAACCCCCCUCUUUUCUCCACGCCGUGCCAUAGGAUGUCCCGCAGCCCUGAGGUGAAAGAGGACCCCAUGGAGUGCCCGCUGUGCAUGGAAUCAUUGGAGAUUGAUGACGUCAAUUUCUUCCCUUGCACCUGUGGCUAUCAGAUCUGCCGCUUCUGCUGGCAUCGCAUACGCACAGAUGAAAACGGCCUCUGCCCGGCCUGCAGAAAGCCCUAUCCAGAAGACCCUGCAGUAUACAAACCUCUCUCUCAAGAGGAACUUCAGAAGAUAAAGAACGAGAAAAAGCAGAAGCAGAAUGAGCGGAAGCAGAAGAUCACAGAGAACCGCAAGCAUCUCUCCAGUGUGCGAGUCGUCCAGAGAAACCUGGUGUUUGUGGUGGGCCUUUCGCAGAGACUCGCUGACCCAGAGGUGAUUCAGCAAAACACACUGACCACUGUGUAACUGAUGCUCUUCUCCAUCAAGAUAAAUAAUUCCAUUGCACUAAAGCUUGAUAUUCAUCUUGGUGGUAUUUGUUAG